Trypanosoma theileri is the source of this 531-nucleotide messenger RNA. RefSeq names its product protein tyrosine phosphatase-like protein. Gene Ontology annotation, biological process: protein dephosphorylation. Gene Ontology annotation, molecular function: protein tyrosine/serine/threonine phosphatase activity. Lineage: Eukaryota; Euglenozoa; Kinetoplastea; Trypanosomatida; Trypanosomatidae. The transcript has a single exon. The record is from RefSeq and is a predicted model, not a curated record. Gene Ontology annotation, cellular component: nucleus. Bases 1 to 531 code for a protein of 176 amino acids.
AUGGAGGUGAAUGGCACUGUAGUGGAAUGCCGGCGGGCCGACACGGAUGCCGUUGUGUUCCGCUUUCUCAUACUUGAUGCCCCAUCGCCCAGCAGCGUGCCAACAUACGUGAAGUUACUGCAGCGCCACAACGUCACGCACAUGGUGCGGGCCUGUGGGCCAACGUACAACGCCGAGGCCUUCGCCGCCCACGGGGUGCAAGUGCAUGGAUGGACAUUUGACGACGGCGCCCCGCCCACGCAGGCGGUGAUUGACAAUUGGCUCCAACUGCUCGAGCAGCUGCAGGAUAAAUCCCCGCCAGUUACGAUUGCGGUUCACUGCGUGGCGGGACUCGGCCGGGCGCCUAUUCUUGUGGCCCUCGCGCUGGUGGAGUACGGCGGGAUGCCGGCGCUGGAUGCGGUGGGAUAUGUGCGGGAGCGGCGUAAAGGGGCGAUCAAUCAAGUGCAGUUGAAUUGGCUGAUGCGAUAUAAACCGCGGCAUGAACAAAGAAGUGAGGGGGCUAUAGCGUGUGCAAACUGUGCGUUGAUGUGA